Messenger RNA from Puntigrus tetrazona (Sumatra barb), 8865 nucleotides. RefSeq names its product ring finger and CCCH-type domains 1a (gene rc3h1a). The transcript has 20 exons. Lineage: Eukaryota; Metazoa; Chordata; Actinopteri; Cypriniformes; Cyprinidae. Gene Ontology annotation, molecular function: metal ion binding. The record is from RefSeq and is a predicted model, not a curated record. The coding region runs from base 602 to 3844 and encodes 1080 amino acids.
CUGAAAACACGUUGAUUUUGUUUGCCAGAUGAGUCAGAUCUCGGGACUCGUAACCUGAUUUGAGUUUUAAAUGCUUCCUUAUUAUGUCUCCCGCUGGAGCGGUCGAAGGAAUUGCACUUUAGUUGUGAUUAGUCACUUGAAAUCCCCUCGUUUCUGUCUUGUGGACGUGUUGUUUUGGUUAUCUAAUGGCCAUUUCAGGCAGCUGUAAGGUACGGCACGCAGACUAGGCUGUAAUAAAUGAUGAGUCAGGUCAGUGCUGCUGUUCUGGACUUCCCAGGACUGAAUGUUUCACAGAGCUGGAGAGGCGUCGUAAGGCUUAACCCAAAAGGUUUAACAUUAGCCGAAGGAUCCUGCUUGGUUGGUAUUUUUGAUAACCAAAAUAAGCCUGCUGUGCUCAGGUUAUGUUUUUCACACUAUGUGCUGAACGGCCACAAUGUCAGGAAAUAUUUAAGAACCGUGAUCUUUGGAAGAGCUUUAUCGGUUCCAGUGGAACCUUUAGGACUUACUGUCAUAUCGUUUUACACAAAACGCACAUAGACACAAAUGCAGCAAUAAGAGAAGAUCUUGGGGACCGGUGCAUCACAGAACGCGCUUCGCUACAAUGCCCGUGCAAGCCCCGCAAUGGACCGAGUUUCUUUUGUGUCCCAUCUGCACGCAAACCUUCGAGGAGAGCCACCGCAAGCCCAUCAGCCUGGGCUGCGGCCACACCGUGUGCAAAAUGUGCCUGAACAAACUGCACCGCAAGGCCUGCCCGUUCGACCAGACCACCAUCAGCACGGACAUUGAGCAGCUGCCCGUCAACACAGCGCUGUUGCAGCUCGUCAGCGGACAGGUAGCCAAACCUCCCCCCGUCACUUUACUGACAGCUGCAGAGGACGUCAAGCACUAUGAGGAGUCUCGCACAUGUGUGGAGGACCUGGCCCUCUAUCUCAAACCCCUGAGCAACACCAGAGGUGCAGGGCUGAAUGGCGCCGCUCAGAGCGUUCUCAGCAGACCCAUGCAGAGGAAGCUGGUGACUCUGGUUCACUGCCAGCUGGUGGAGGAGGAGGGCCGCAUCCGGGCCAUGCGGGCGGCCCGCUCUCUGGGUGAACGCACGGUCACUGAGCUCAUCCUCCAGCACCAGAACCCCCAGCAGCUCUCCUCUAACCUGUGGGCGGCCGUCAGAGCCAGAGGCUGCCAGUUUCUCGGCCCUGCUAUGCAGGAAGAAGCACUGAAACUGGUUCUGCUCGCUCUGGAAGACGGUUCGGCCCUCUCACGGAAGGUUUUGGUCCUGUUUGUGGUCCAGAGACUCGAACCACGUUUUCCUCAGGCCUCAAAAACAAGCAUAGGACACGUAGUGCAGCUCCUCUACAGGGCCUCCUGCUUUAAGGUGACCAAACGUGACGAGGAUUCCUCCCUGAUGCAGCUGAAGGAGGAGUUUCGCACUUACGAGGCUCUCCGGAGGGAACACGACUCUCAGAUCGUUCAGAUCGCGAUGGAGGGCGGUCUGCGUAUCGCCCCCGACCAGUGGUCAUCUCUACUGUACGGUGACCAGUCACACAAAUCCCAUAUGCAGUCCAUCAUAGACAAGCUGCAGACACCAGCAUCCUUUGCUCAGAGCGUGCAGGAGCUCACCAUCGCCCUUCAGAGAACCGGAGAUCCAGCCAAUCUCAACCGCCUCAGACCCCAUCUGGAGCUGCUGGCCGACAUCGACCCCAGCCCAGAUGCCCCUGCGCCCACGUGGGAGCAGCUAGCCAAAGGGCUGGAAGCGGUUCGGACCGUCGUUCACGGCCUGGUGGACUUCAUCCAGAAUCACAGCAAAAAAGCAGGGGAUCAGCAGCAGCCACCCCAGCACAGCAAAUACAAGACGUACAUGUGUCGGGACAUGAAACAAAAAGGCGGCUGUCCUCGCGGAGCAAGUUGCACCUUCGCUCACUCUCAAGAAGAGCUUGAAAAGUACCGUAAGAUGAAUAAACGUUUGGGAAUGAGGCGACAGCUCAGCCAGUCCCUGACCCAGCUGAAUGAGAUAGACCUCGGCGCCGGCCUGCUGCCUGACGAGGGGCCGCCGAUGGAGGGACUCCCGCGGAAACACUCCUCCAUCACUAACGUCAUCCUAGCUGCAGGACCCGAUUCCAGCUUGGCCCACCUGGUCUCCAGAGGCUCGGACCCAUCAUAUGACCCAACGCACAAAGCAGGGAAGAUGGACUCUGGGAGCCUCAGUGCACCUGGUUCACCUCCAGACUCAUUGGAAUCCAUCCCUAAAGCAGGGAUGCUCAUAAAUUCCCACUCCAGGGUGGCUGGCGACGGCGCAGUCGGACAGAAGCACAUUUCUGCGGUGUCUCGAGUCACUCACAUGUACUCACCCCACCAGUCUGAACGCUAUUACUCUGACACAAGAGGCCCUCUGCCACCCUCCGCCCAAUACGAACCCUCCCAGUACCCUGCAGGUAAUCCUUACCCUCACCACCACGUGCACCAACGUUACGCCCGUCACCCCGCUCCGGAUCCAGGCAUGCCACCGUAUGCAGACUCCUAUUCCAGCUCCUACACCUCAGAGCGACAGUGCGCCAACCACAGCUCCCAUUACGGUUACCCUUCACACCACGACGCUCGUCGCUACCCAGCCUACGCCCAUCCUCAAACCUUGCCGCCUCGGGAGGAACUGGUGCGAAGGAGUCCAGACGCUCCCCCGCCGCUGCCUCUGCAAAACGCUUCAUACCUGCCAGAGUCAGAAAACUAUAACCACUCCAGUCAGAUCAGGAAUUACCAGAGGAAUGCCUACACGCGACCUCAGCCAUCCCUGGACUACCUGCACCGCAGAAGACAGGAGAUCAUGGCCCAGCUGGAGGAGAGGAAGGUGGCUUCCCCGUCGCCCUUCGUCUCCUCACACUCGUACGAGCCCAGCUACCCUCAGGACGUAAGGGGGCAGAGCCAUUACAUGGAAGACAACUCCCACAGUUUUGGACACUUCCGGGAACCGGACUACACCGGCUCAUAUUCACCUUGGUCAUGUGACACCUUCGGUUCCUACAUUGGCGGCAAGGAUGUAAAGUCCAAAGAAGGCAUGAACGCCAUGGAAACACAAAAUAUAGACAAAGGCAAAAGUCUGAGAGCACACGGCUUGGAGCUUCAGCGCAGAGCGGCAGACGUCAAAGACGACGACCCCAUCAUUCCCUUUGGCUCCCUGCCCACCGUGUCUCGUUUCGGAGCCAUCUCGCGCACGUCUAAACCAGGCUACCCGCCAAACAGUCCCAUGCCACCCUUGCCAAACUCAGCCAAGCACACCGCUUCAGUUGCUGACUACACCUAUGCGAAUCACAGCGGGUGGAGCAGUGACUCCUACCAGCCACACCAAACAUCUCAGGGGCACUUCAGCGAGCGAUCCAGUUUAUCCCCUGCCGUGCAGGCGCGUGAGCAGCUGAGGAUGGAGCUACAGCAGGUCAACCUCCAAAUCAGCCAACAGACACAGAGGAGCGGCCUGGAGAACCCGAGUUCCGUCAUGUCCCAGCCGUCUCGAGCAGACUGGUCAUCUGGGAAUUUGUCCAGUGAACAGCUGAGUCUCGAGCUGCACCAGGUGGAGAGAGAUAUCGUCAUGAGGACACAGGAGAUGGCCAUGGAAAACCACGAUGGCAAGUACAAGCGGGUCUCGGUGGAAAAUGGACAAGACGAACACAGUCUGCAACGAGAUGAACAUCCACUCACUCUUAGUGAGGGUUCAAAUGGCUCCAUCGGUUUGGUCCAAGACUGCGCUCUCGUCAGCAGCAGCAUGUCCUCGCUGACCGGCAAGACGUCAUCUCUCAGUUUGUGCUCCGAACAGGUGACCAGCAGCCCUGACUUGCCCAAGAACGGAGUCAUCCACUCCUAGCCGGCUCUUUCUACCUCAAAUUGACCUUCCUCAACCACCGCCCCUCUAUUAUGCCAGGUUAAACCCUCUAAAGCAGGACGCUCCAUCAUCGCUUAAUCCUGAGCGCUUAGCUUCCUCCGAUGACCCUCAAACACCCAUCAGGCAAAUAUGGGUGGGAUUCGCUGUGCAUGUGCCUCAGCAGACUUGCACAAUCAUGCCCUGAUUUAGUUUCCUUUUACAGCAUUAUCUGCUGUCGAGUAUUUUCUUCCUGCUUUGUGUUCACCUCCUUCCCGAGUCGAGCCUUUUUUCAUAGCCGCGCAAAUCAGGGCGAAUCCAAAAAAAUCGUAAAUGUUUGUCAGCCAACAUAUAUAACAUGAUCUCAGUUAUGUUGUUUUAACUAUCAUUAAUCCACUAUCUUGGGUUUCAAAAUUGCUUUUUUUAUCAUCAUAUGCUACGUUUUCGGUAGUUGCGCUCUUCGUCGCGCUCGGUGUGGCGUUUACACUUCUGUCAGAGUUUACAGUGUUUAAAUUGAUGAUAUUUUUUUUUUUUUACAAUAACUGCAGGCUUGCUGCAUAUUGAACCAAUUUUGACGGUUAAAACUAUGUAUCAUGUUUCAUACAUUAGGCUUCAUUUAGGCUUUUACAGAGUGGUUGCUGCGAUGUACAUUUAUUGUCUGUUAUAGAAAUGCCCGAAUGUUGAUUUGACCUCAGUUGCCAACAAACCCAAAAGCCUUUUCCAGUCUUAAUAGGGCCCCUGUAUUGUUUUCAGCAUAUUACACUACACUGCCUGUGGGAUUUGGAUUGAACCGCCCGUAAUCAUCAUUUUCUGUUGUAAUGUCCUCAGGGAUGCAUUAUUCGGCCUCUGUUUUUUGUGGACGUGAAUAGAACUAACAAUCCAGGUCACUCUGGUUUUUUCAUAGUGGGUAUAUUUACAUUUUUCCAUCCUGAGGAUGGAAAGAAAGCCGCUACGUUAAUGCAUAAAGAUGCAUUCUGUUGUAAGAGUGCGUAUAUACUGCUCUUCACUUUGUCAGUGAAAUUACGAUCUUCAGAUCAAGCCAUGUUUUGGGGUUUUUUUGGUAUAUGUGAUGUUUCUCAUCCUGAAAGAUGUGGGGUAUAUUCAAAGCAAAAAGAAAGGCUUUGAUCCAGUUGUAGCCGCCUCAAGACUCCUUCGUUCUCCGUUUCGUCUUUUGAAGUUUAAAAAACGUUGUUUUGAUGGGCCGGUUCGAUCGAAUUCCCCCUACAGGCUGGGCUCAGGCAUGUACAUCACAGUCCUCCUCCACUUCAUUUUCAUACUGAUCGGUGGAUUAACUGAGCCUCCUAUACUUUUUUUAGUUUUACAGUCGCAUGUCUUGCAGGAGACUGUAGGACUAGUCUGGAAUCCUUACCUGUUAAAAGAAAGUUCACCAAAAAUUUGAACACAAUCAGAACAGAUUUGGAGAAAUGUAACAUCAACAUUUACUUGCUCAGCAAUGGAUCCUCUUCAGUGAAUGGGUGCCGUCAGAAUGACAGUCCAAACAGAAGAUAAAUACAUCAUAAUAAUACACAUUUAAUCCACAGUAUUCCAGUUCAUCAAUGUAUGUCUUGUGAAGCAAAAAUUAGUUUCUUGUAAUAAACGAAUGCAUGUUAAAGAGGUUUUAAACUCUUGCUUCUGGCUAAAGUACAAGUUUGUAAUACUGCAUUCUUCAGGGAAAAAAGUCGUUUAAAGGAAAAGGGAAAUAUGCAAAGAUGAUAAUGGCACAAAAAAACUUGAAGAACAACAGAGGAUGGGCUUUUUUACUGGAGGAAGCAUUAUAGAUUAUGGACACACAUUUUGGCCAGAAGCAACUGUUUAAAGUAGAAAUAAGUUGUUGUUUUUUUUGUGAAAAACUGCAUAUUUGUAAGAAACGACAUUCAUUGGAGUUGUGUGGAUUACUUCUGGGUCAUUGUGAUGGUUUUUAUCAGCUGUUUGGACUCAUUCUGACAGCAACCGUUCACUACAGAGCAACCACUGGUAAAUAUCUCCAAAUCUGUUCAGAUGAAAAAAGCACGAACACUUCCGUAUUUCACAUUAUUUGGAACUGGAAUUUUGUUUCAGACCCAACCAAAAACAGUUACGCCAAUCCCAGUGAUCUUCAAAGUCCCACCACCAGCCAAUUCUGCCAAGAUGUCGGGGUAUAAAAGUAAAACUUUGUAGAACCUGCAGACAAUUUUCUCACUUUCUGUGCAGAUUUAGGAUGAAAAACCGACGGCAUUAUCAAACUAGUCAAAAUAAACACAUAAUGUGUUGACAAAGACUUGGCAAAUUUGCCUUAAUGUUAAUGUCCACAACAUUAUAUUUCCAUCCGCUAAUCCACGAUCAGUAAUGUAUUAGGUUUAUUAAAACACUUGCACUGUAAAUCUCAAACUUGCAUUCUUUCAUGUAGUUGCUUCCUUGGUGGUGAGAUCUCAUCACUUACAAAACACUGUCCGCCUCAUUUAUUUCGCUUUAAGUAAGAGUUUAUUUAAUUUUUUUUCCUGCUAGCGUAUAAUGGUCUCUUGAGACAUCCUACCACAACCUUAAAAGCACCUAUUUUGGUGUAACUUCUCUUAAGUUGGAGUUGAUUUCUAUUGUUUUUAUUACUUUCAUUAUUGCUGUCGCUUUGGUGUGAGCUUUGGACAUUUAAGCAAUCGUAAAGAUUGGAUAUUGCAACUUUGUUUAGCUAACCACUGUGAAGCACAGUGUAGACUUUAAGGAUAGCAUGAAUUUACCUAAAAUUAGUUUGAAAGAAACUGAGGGUUUUUUUGUUGUUGGUUUGAAGCAACUUAAUGGAUUACGAACGCUUGGUUUAAAAAGGCAAAGUCAUGUUAAAGCGCUCUUGUAGGUAUUUUUAGGAUCUGCAAGUCCUAGGUCCACUUUGGUGACAUCGUCUUUUUUUUUCAGUUUAAAGGAACACCUCUGUCUUUAUCUCAGGGUUGAUUUUAGUGUAUUUGGGUGUAAACAUCAUGUUUUGUGCUUUUUUUUUUUUUUUCUUUCUUUCUUUUCAGGACUGCAAUUGUCGUUUAACCAGUUUCGAGACUUGAAGACUUCAAGACUGUGCCUUUUAUGCAAAUGUGCAGUUAUUCACAAGUUCGGUGUUUAGAUGUAGCUGAACCUUCUCGAAUUAUAAUAUUCAACUCUUCUCGGUCUUCUAAGUCAGCAUUUAUAUUAAAUGAUCUCUACAAAUCUGCAGGCGUUCAGGCCACCGAACUGAGUACUGCCUAUCCUUUCUGAGAUAAAGGAAUCUAUUGCCAGGUCAUUCGUUUUUGUAGCCAUUUUGUGUACGUUUCAUGCAAGUGAACUUGAGUAUUUAAGCAUGUUUCAUGAUGUGAUGGUGGUCUUUUGAUGUUAGAGUUCUGAAUUGGAACAGGAAAACAAGGACAGUCUGUGUAUUUUGACGUAAUUUAAUCCAUGUUCAGAGAGGAAAGUGUCACAGAUUAUUCUCCUGUUUGAUGAUAUUAUUGGAAGACUGAUAAUACAGAUAAACAAAUCAAGGUUUAAUGAUCUCAUAAAAGCCAUUAAUACAAUUCCUGACGGCUCCUUUGUACCUAACCGAGUGUUUCCUUGAAACGCAGAUUGUGUAAACUUUUGCAGAAGGGCUCAAUUUAUUACGCGUUUGAAGUCAGCCGUUUGAAAAGCAACCAUUUUAAACUAUUGUUGCAAAGCAACAUUUACAUGAUCGCCCAUGAGCCAAUGGGAAUCGCUGUUGAUUUGAAAAGGGAACCAAACUGUUUACCCAGAAGAAUCUCGUGAACGCUGUCAAAAAAUGGUCACAAUUUACCCCAAAAUAAUAGUAUGCAUGAAUUGAGAGCCCAUUUUUGAAGCCUCUUUAAUUUUUACAAUUGUGAAUAUUAUUGUCGUGACAUUAAACAGAAUAGUACUGUUUUGUAAGACAUAAUAAAACGUUUUUAUUAUGAAAUCAAUAGCGAUUUUUUUGUAUCACAGUCAUGAGUAUUUUAUUUAUUUAUUUUUAAAAAAUUGCCUGGUUUCAAUGCAAACAAAACCUAAAAAGUUUUGAGGCGAAAUGACUACUCCUUUUUUUUUUUUUUUUUUCGUGAGGUUCAUCCACCCAGUGCUGACUUCUUCAAUAAAAAUAAAGAGAGAGUUGUAUUUAUGAUCAGUGUCUAAUGAACAGUCUCAGUGUUUCCUCGCUGGAACUAAUUUUCUUAUUGUGAUUGUUGACUAUGUUCAGGGUUCAUUUUAAAAUACGAAUGUAGUACUAAUUGGUGUCAAACGUCGUGAACAUGAAAAAAUAGGAAUGAUUGAAAUGAUUUAAACACUUGGUGCCUGAAACACCCAAGACUUUCGUAUGUUUUCCCACAGAGAUAAAUGAUUAGUGGUACGUAUUCUCCCUCGGCCUAAAGGGGAAGGUAUGCGCCAUGCACAAACACACACAGAUUUAUGAGAAGUCAUGAUGUUACUUGAAAACAUGAGGGUUGUGCACAAGUACAGGCUUUAGUGUUUUAGCCUCUAGCUGUAGGACGUAGAUUUAAAGGAAUGAUUGUGUGUUUGUGUUCAAGUGUGUCCAAAGAGAGUGCUGUCCACCUCAUUUCUGUAUGUUUGUUCCCACUGUAACUCGUUGCUUGCACUCAUGUGUUGAAUAUUUUUCGUGAGAUGGGGUGUUGCAUUGUGGUCUUUUCACCAUGAUUCCUAACAUCGGGAUAUAUAAUUGUUUUUGAUGAUUUCUCCCAUGUUAUCUCAUGAUAGACUGCUUAAAUUAAGGUACAUUUUAACUUCAACCUGAAUAAGAAAGUAAAUGUUUGUAUAUUAUACUCCAUUAAGGAAUGUUUAGAAUAUUUCUCCAAUGUGGAUGUAGUUGUAAUACCUUUUUUUUUUUUUCUUUGUACAAGAAUUCACUGUGUGAAAUUUUGGAUUGCAUUUUUGUAUAAUACAAUUGCUUUUCUUCUUUGAGAGGGCAGGGGGUAUUACUAACUGGAUUUUUGAAUUAGAUAAUGAAAAACUUGAAAAAAAAAAUAUUUAAUAAGAAAUGUAUUUUAUGUGCAGCAGUGAUUCUGGCAUGGAUUAUGAUUAAAUGAUAUUGUAAACCA